UUACUCCCAACAUGUCCGCCUCUGCGACUGCAGAAGAAAAAUAUGAACUCAUCACACGUCGUAUUGAAGAGGUCCUUGGAGGUGACCUGAUUAAAUCAAUUCUCGCAGAGGGAAGAGCACCAAAGUGCUACUGGGGUACCGCACCGACGGGCAGGCCACAUGUCGGAUACUUCGUUCCCUUGUUCAAAAUCGCGGAUUUCCUGCGAGCAGGUGUUGAAGUGAAAAUUCUCCUCGCAGACAUACAUGCCUUUCUCGACAACCUCAAGGCCCCGCUCGAACUUGUUGCUCACCGCACGAAAUAUUACAAGUUUAUCUUACUCGCCGUCUUCACUUCGCUAGGCAUCCCAACCUCGAGGUUGAUAUUUGUAGAAGGAUCAUCUUACCAACUAACUAAAGAGUACAAUCUCGACAAUUACCGUCUCUGUGCGACGGUGACGGAACACGAUGCCAAAAAGGCGGGUGCUGAGGUUGUCAAGCAAGUGGAGAGCCCAUUGCUUAGUGGAUUGUUGUAUCCGGGCUUGCAAGCUCUGGAUGAGCAGUACUUGGGUGUCGAUUUCCAGUUUGGAGGGAUAGACCAACGUAAAAUCUUCACUUUCGCGGAGUUGUACUUACCUAGACUCGGGUAUGCGAAGCGUGCGCACUUGAUGAACGCGAUGGUUCCGGGCUUGGCUGGAGGCAAAAUGUCCUCCUCAGAUCCGCAUUCAAAAAUAGACUUCUUGGAUCCCCCUGAAGUUGUGCAGAAGAAAAUCGGGAAAGCCUUUUGCCAAGAAGGAAAUGUGACCGAGAACGGGCUGCUUGCAUUCGCAGAUGCUGUUCUCUUCCCGAUCAGUGCCUUACGAUUAGAACAACAGAAGGGUAUAGACGUCGGCGGCGGCGGAGUACAUGCUGAAAAUUUAUCUCUCAAGCCUUUUGUCACCAUCGAUGCGCCUGAAGGCGCCUUAUUUUCGAUUGAUAGAGAUAAAAAUUUCGGUGGACCGAUGCACUACGACUCUUAUAAAGAGAUGGAGAAUGAUUUUGCGUCCAAGAAAUUGCACCCCAAAGACCUAAAGAGUGGCGUCGGUAGUGCUAUCAUUAGCCUGCUGGAACCGAUACGGAAGGCAUUCGAGGAGAACGAAGAAUGGAAGGAAGUUGAAAAGCUUGCCUAUCCCGACCCGAACGCUAAACCUGAGAAGAAAAAGAAAAAGGUACCAUGCUAUCUUCCUCUGUCGGCUGGAUAUUGAUGAAUGCUCAGUACGAGAAAGUAUACCAUCCUCCUCCUCCAGGAAAAGGAAAGAAAAUUCACAACCAAAAACCUCAAGCCUCGGAAGCUGAGGCACCAAAGCCCGAAGAGGAUGGAGCUUCAUGAUAUUUUCUGUAUUAACUAGAAUUUCCGAAAUUGCAUCAGCAUCUUAACAAUUAA
This is a messenger RNA of Marasmius oreades (fairy-ring Marasmius), 1399 nucleotides long. RefSeq lists its product as uncharacterized. Gene Ontology annotation, molecular function: ATP binding; tyrosine-tRNA ligase activity. The record is from RefSeq and is a predicted model, not a curated record. The transcript has 6 exons. Gene Ontology annotation, biological process: tyrosyl-tRNA aminoacylation. The coding region runs from base 12 to 1220 and encodes 402 amino acids. NCBI's taxonomy places the organism in Eukaryota, Fungi, Basidiomycota, Agaricomycetes, Agaricales, Marasmiaceae.